UUAGAUCCCUGUAUUAAGUCUUGUAUCAGCAAAGGAGGUCUAGCUGCACAGGAAAAUUAGGAAAGUACACAGUAAAAAAUGGAGUGUCAAUAUUUCAGAGUAAACCUAUUUUAACCUAGAUAGAGUAUUUACAACUCUAUGAGGAGUAAACCAGCUCUAACAUCAGAGUUAAAAGUCAGUGUAAAGUUUGUUAGACACUCAGUGAAGACUUAACUCCAUACAGUGUUGAUUAGUACCAGUCCGCAGGCGUGUGCGGUCUCAGACCUCUGAUGCGCAUGGAAUUUUCUCCGGAGAGUUGCCGCAGUCAGAAAGGUUUAAGAGUAUGCAAAAACCAAAUCUCUGAGAGAUGCAACCAGAAGACGGAUGAGAAACAUACUUGAGGCUGAGAUGACAGAAACACAUGGACAUCUCCCCCUAAAAGUGUAAGAGUGAUGUAUGCGCAGGGGAUUGUUGCUCUGUCUCCAUAUCUGGAAGACCCAUAUUCACAACAUGGAUAUGAACAUUACUACGAUCCAGAGAGCGGUUCAGGAUACCUUGAAUGGUCUUCAACCGCCAUGCAAAGAAAAGCUGCGGAGGAAAGAAGCGUCUCAGUUUGCAAAUCUCCCAAAAUUGGUGGGCCAGGCCAUGGUCGAUCCAGACCACUCACCACUCAGACAGUGUUAUCAGAUGAGGAUGUAAGAGCAGCUAUUGCUCUUUUGAGACAGUCUGCUGAUGAAGACAUCCGUGAAAAGAUGAAAGCUACCUUCAUUUAUCGGCAUUCAAUGGUCAACGAUGAAAAGAAUGCAGCAGAUGUCUUCAUAGGCCUGAUGCGGUUUCUGGACACACCAGGACUGACAGAACAAGAUUUCCGACUCCUGUUUUGUGAGGUCACUGCCAGCAAAUCCUUGGAGAGGUGGCCCAUCAAUCUCAAAGCAAAGGCUGGGACAGGGACAUGUCUACUAUCUUGCUGCUGCUACAUCUGCUACCACCAUUUGCACAAGGGUGAAAGAGACCAGGAAAGAUGUCUGCAUCUCAAGCUGUUGAUAACCUCAUCAAAUUCCCAAAGGCUGGAACCAGUGUACAGCAGCAUCUAGACAACAGCAGUCAGCCCUACCUUCUUGCUCAGGGAUCCACAAGAAGCAGCAUUCACACCUUCAUUGUGAUUGACAAGCAUACACUUCCAUGUAAAGCGACAGGUUCAGUAGUGAUGAACUCUUUAGGGCCCAUUAUGUCUUUGGUACAUCAUACAGUUCAUCGCUGACCAACUUUUUUCACUUUUCUGCAAACAACUAUGACAUUGGGGAAACGCCAUAUUGCUUUCUCUAGUGAGCAUCAUAGAACUGUAUGCUAAUGUGAAUUGUAAGGGCUUGUUACGUUAAUUAAAUGACACUGAAAUGAGAAACAUAAUAAAUGC
Oreochromis aureus is the source of this 1393-nucleotide messenger RNA. RefSeq lists its product as uncharacterized. The record is from RefSeq and is a predicted model, not a curated record. The transcript is spliced from 8 exons. Bases 432 to 1073 code for a protein of 213 amino acids. Lineage: Eukaryota; Metazoa; Chordata; Actinopteri; Cichliformes; Cichlidae.